Messenger RNA from Saccostrea cuccullata (small rock oyster), 2331 nucleotides. RefSeq names its product carbohydrate sulfotransferase 1-like. NCBI's taxonomy places the organism in Eukaryota, Metazoa, Mollusca, Bivalvia, Ostreida, Ostreidae. Gene Ontology annotation, biological process: sulfur compound metabolic process; N-acetylglucosamine metabolic process. Bases 129 to 1280 code for a protein of 383 amino acids. The transcript has 4 exons. The record is from RefSeq and is a predicted model, not a curated record. Gene Ontology annotation, molecular function: N-acetylglucosamine 6-O-sulfotransferase activity.
AGACAUACAAAAAGGACUGUUUUAAUUCAUCAGCUUAAAACAAUGGCAGUGAAUGAGGAAAGAAUUCUAUACAUUAGUAUAUAAAAAAGGAGUUCGGUCCUAGUGUUCAGGAAGAAGUCUUUUUCAAAAUGCGUCGUUUUCCUGGAUGUGUGGCAUUGAUUUUCCUAUUCUUUGGAUUUAUUUCUCUUUACCACAUGUAUGAAAGAAUUUUAGAAAAGGGAUUAUUCUCUGUCUUUGAAAAGAUGCAAAUGGACAGCUUACAAUGUUUAUCGAAUAAAAACCGUAUUCAUUUACAUGCACCAGAGUUUUAUAAAGCCCCGGAUAAAACAUCUUUACGACUGGUCGUUGCCUAUAUGAGAGGGGGAUCAACUCUGUUAGCUGACAUUGUUCGUCACACAGAAGGUGACUUCUAUAUGUUUGAACCAUUGCAUGGCAUUUCGCAAAAUUUGGGAAAUACAACGCAAUUUCUGAAUGGAACUAAAAGGAUAAUUUUACGACAUGACCUUGACACCUUUUAUCCAGAGCUGAUUUAUCAUUGGUUCACCUGUAAUUUUGAUCAAAUUGACUUGUCUGCCUUAUCUAACCCAUUUAUUUCAAUACACACACCAGAGCUUCAAGAGUAUUUCAACUGCAUCAUAUCUAAUUUAAAUGAAUCCAAAAGUACCAUAGAUAGCGUGAAAAAGUGUGUUUAUUUAUUGCAUGAUAGAUGCAUGAAAGCACGGUCAAGGACAAUAAAAACCAUAAGGCUGUCGAUGCUUAUGGCUGGAAAACUUUUAAAAUGGCUUCCGAAUCUAAGGAUUAUUUACUUAGUCCGAGAUCCUCGAGGUAUUCUCAACUCGCAAUUUGAACAACAUGUGACAGAGGAGAAAAGGAUGUUUACAACUGUCAAAAAGGUAUGUAAUUCUAUCUUUUCAGAUCUGUCACACACUAAGGAGUUAAAGUUGUGUCAUAAAAGCAGGAUAAUGAGUAUUAUUUAUGAAAACCUAUGUCAAUACCCGUUCAAAGUUGUGCCAAAAAUAUACAGAUUUUUAAACAUAGAGUUCACAAAUAUGACAGAAAUUUAUAUCAAAAGGAUGAUGAACGGACCAAUAAAGAAAUGCCACUACUGCACGGAUCGGGGAAAUGCCCUAGGAAAUGCUUACAGAUGGAUUCAUGCUAUAGAGGAAAAAACCUUGAUAAUUAUUGACCUAUAUUGCUCAUUUCUUUUUCCAUCAUUGGGAUACAAACAUUUAAAUUACGAAGAAUUGAAUACAACUUUUGUGUCUUGGAUGCCUACUUGAUAAAAGAUCCCAUUGAAUUUAUACUACUAGGGAAAUUGAGUAUGACAUGAAACAUGUUUUUCUUUUAAAUGUAGUUCCCCUGCUUGUUUGAGUAUUGUAAAUAUUUCCUUAUAAACUGUUAAAUGAUCAUGUAAAUAUUUUUAAGGUACUCUGAUCCGCAGGGUCUGAAAAUCAGGUAUUAACCAAUUGAAAAUGCUCACAAAAAUGUCUGAAAUCUCCGAAUUACAUGUUUUUACCCAAGAUAUUUUUUUUUUCAAAUUACUUCUCUAAAGUUAAUCAUAUUUUAUAGAGAAAAUUAGUUAAUCUAAAAUAAAUUUUCAGGAAAUUCAAUUAAAAACACUUACUAUGUAUUCAAAUUUGAUAAGCAAAAAGAUUUUAGUAAUAGAAGUCAUAGGCAUCCAGGCUUUUGAAGCAAUUGCUCAAUUUUUAUACAUAAAAGGUACUUUAGUUUUUUCAAUUUACUUCGGUCAUUUUACAAUGCAAAGUGUAUAUACAAUUUUUAUGCAUUAAAGGUACUUAAGUUUCUUCUAUAAACUUCGAUCAAUUUACAAAGAACAUCGUAUAAAGAUUUUCCUGUCAUUUAAACGCAAUAAAUCAUUUCUAACUUCAUGUCAUGUUUAUAAACAUUGGUAUGUACGGUUAGAUUUAAAGAAUUUUAAAAUACUUUUAUGGGUUAAAAAUUAGACCUAUCUGAGAACUUCAAAGAACCUUGAAGUACGUUUAGGGGUAUAAAUUGUUGCAUGAAAAGAUUUAAUUUUUUAGCAUCAUUUUAAGAUAUUUUGAAUUAAAUUAUUAAUUAAUGAGUUAUCCUUUCUGGCUGAGGAUCAGAGUACCUUGAAUAGAGAUUUUGUCAAUAUCAAGAGAAAAUCAAGUUUUGAGAGAAAUCAAAUUCAUUCUUGUUUUUUAAAACUUAUUUGUCAAGGAUAUUUUUCAAACUACAAUUGAUGGUCGUUAAGAAGCCUUGAUUUUGAAAUAUUUUAUGUCUGAAUUUAUUUAAUGCUUACAGGAUCGCGUCAGAAGUCUCUCCUCUUUAAAAAUAUUUUUUUAAAAA